Molecule: messenger RNA, 3084 nt
Organism: Paramuricea clavata
Lineage: Eukaryota; Metazoa; Cnidaria; Anthozoa; Malacalcyonacea; Plexauridae
Source: the annotation of a GenBank genome assembly
CAUUUUAAUCGCCCCCUACCUUGAAUUUCGGUUGCGGACAACUUCCAUUGAUCGGUUUGGAAGGUUUCACACAAGCGCUGAGUGGCUGUAGGCCUACUUUAAGGGACUCGCACAACCCUUCUUCAAUGCUGUCCACCGGACAUGUUCUAUUCGCUUUCCAGCACGCGUUUCGUGCGUCACCAUAAUCUCUGCUCCCGUUCACAAAACAACGAGGUGUAAAACCUGAACAGUGCGUCGUGGUUAUCGCUGAAAUACAUUCUUGACUGGCGUUGUUCGCUUUAAUAUCCUCUAGUGUAAGAUUCAACAAAUCUGCGUCCGUUUCGUAGUCAAGCGCAAGGUCGGGGCUGAGUGCAGUAGCUGGGCAAACAUAUUGGCUGGAAACACUCUCACAACCAAGUCUCUCUGAGCUAAAAUGGAAUUGAGAUAUAUUUCCGGCAUUUAUAUCUCCCUGUAUCACAUAAACGAGCGAAGACAGCCAUAUAGCGACGUAUAUGUAGAGUGUGUAUCUAGCCAUUGUGAAGCGACCAGUACUUUUAAGUCUUGACUGACAACAAUACACUAUUCAAUUGUGCGUGAUCUGACCACGGGCAGUAGAGUGGUAUUUAUCUUUACAAUAUGUCAUUAAAGCGAUGAAUGAUGUUUAUACGUAAGCCAGGGCGUUGCAGGGGUCAUCCAAUGGCCUCUUUAAUAUUUUAAUAAUAUUCAACGAAUUCUACAAUUUAUAGCUUUCGAGUUUUUAGGGAAAAUGACAUGUCGAUUAAUUGGCAAACCCCAAAUGUGUAGUUAUAUUGCAAUGUUCUCUAAGUAUAGGAAUAUUUCUGCUAGGAUUUAAAACAAAACGAAAACAUAAUUUCACGCUGAGAACGCAGGAAAUAGCCAUCUCGAUUUCCCAAAUUUAAAGUUUUCCGGAAAAACCCAUGCCCUUGACCCUGGACAGCCUAUUGGCCUAUUACCCAAAACCAGCAAAUGAUCUUUUGGCCUCGAGACAAAAACUACCAUUCAAUUCCAUGCAUCUAUAGGCCUGUGGUCACUAAAACUAUUCAGGUGAUCUCGUCUUAUUGGCCGUUUUGUUAAAAAAUUAAAGCUUUUCAUUGGCUAAGAGCGAGUUUUUAUAAAAAAGUUGGCGGUGAUAGUACGAAGAAUGCAACAUAAAGUAUUUCAUAUAUACUGUAGCUGGCCCAAAUAUCGCUGGCACCAAAAUAAAACAACGUGAAAAGUCACAAAUUUUACAGAAAGUUUAUAUAAAAGGAUUAAAAACUUCAAAAAAUCACCUUUUCUCUCACUUUUUUCCGCUAAAAUGGCAUGUAACCGGUUUGCUUACGUCCUGAACGGUUCGUUACGAAAAAUGGUGCCAAUAUUUGGAGUAAUUUUCGACUUGGAUGGCACCCUGACCGUUCCAGUUUUAAACUUUGCUGUACUGAGAGAAAGGCUGAAACGUUUCAAUGUUUCGCACACAGACGAUAUACUAGCUAGCGUAGAGAAGCGAGAAAGUGCAGCAGAAAAGCAAGAAAUGUUACGUAUUUUAGAGGAAUUUGAAGCUGAAGGACGAGAAAAGUUUGCAUUGCAACCAGGAGUUGAUGAGAUGUUGGAGAUAUUUCAUGAAAAUCGAAUAAAGUUGGCCAUUGUAACCAGGAACGACCACAAAGCCGUCGAGCUGUUUUUAAAACACUUAAAACCUCGUUUUCAGGAUGGCAAGAUCUUUUCUCAUGUGAGUAUUGUUCUUUUAGAGGGUUUUUCCUAUAUAUUGAUUAAAGUAUAUACUAAAACUCUCUGUACCAGUGGUCCAGUGUAGGUAGUACCAAUGUGAAAAUGCUGUGCUGAAUGGUUAUAUAUAUUACUACCUUAAAAAACAAGCAGAAACUCGAUGUUUUGAGCGAAUUGGGUGGUAAUGGAUGUAAACAUGUUGGCCGAUUAUGCAGCCUAUUAAUAAUGACAAUUGUAGUUAACCAUAAUUAAAUAAAAACAAUUUUCUUAUAAUUAAAACAAACAAUAUUGUUUAGAUCUUGACGAGGGAUUUCAAGCCAAUAAAGCCAGACCCUGCUCCAGUGUUGCAUAUUUGUAACCAAUGGAAGAUAGAAUGUUGCAAUACCGUUGUCGUUGGUGACCACAGACAAGACAUGGAGUGCGGCAAGGCAGCUGGUACAGGUAUUGAAACAGAUUAAGAUUUGUUAAGAUUUUAACAAAUUCUGUUCUAGACAUGCAUUUUCAUUGAGAGUGUGGUGAACCUACAGUGAUCAAAAUGAGAAAAAUGUCUAUUGUAGGAAUAAGAAAAUGAUAAUUCCCAUUAUAGACUAAUUUUAAAACUAGGCAACAAGAUGCAAAUAAAUCACCACAGCUAGAAAGAGCAUACUAAAAUGAGUAACAUUGCAAAGUUUGGUUGCGAAAUGUUGUAAAAUGCGGAAAAUCUAGCCUUGCAAGUUUUGUAUACUUUUGUAUUGCGUGCAGAAAUUGCUACCAUGUUUGACCCAAAUGUGGUAGCAAUUUUCACAUGCAAUACAAAAGUAUGCAAAAUUUGCAAGGCUAUCUUUUCUGCAUUUUACAACAUUUUGCAACCUCGAGCUGUGGUGAUUUAUUUGCAUCUCCUUGCCUAGUUUUAAAAUUAGUCUAUACCAUUUUUGACUAAUUUUAAAACUAGACUAAUUUUAAAACUUCUAAAGUUGAACACCAUCUGCUGGCCUGCAAAACCAAUAUAUAUGAAAUUUCAAACUAUUAUAUUUUUAUUUCAAAACAGUGACAGUUCUUCUAAACAACCCAGCCAACACAAAAUUCAAAGAAAAUGCUGAUCAUAAUGUCGACACUUUGAUGGAACUUGUUAACGACUUACAAUCAGAAAGAAUUGUUAAGACAAGUUAAGGUACAGUAUAAAUAGUGUUAAUUAAAGAAUGACUGAGUGCACAAAAAAAUAGAUAUAAAUAUUAUAUAAAUAGUAACUUUAUAUAAAUGUUAACUUUCCAUAAAUUUUAGUUAUUAUAUAGCUAUUGACAAUAUGAAAUUUUAGUUUUACACUAUAUUAGGAAUGAAAUAGCCAAAUUAUGUUAAUUGGAAACCAGACACACACAGACUUGGAGGAGGGUCUUAUGUAUA